Sodiomyces alkalinus F11 is the source of this 381-nucleotide messenger RNA. RefSeq lists its product as hypothetical. Bases 59 to 265 code for a protein of 68 amino acids. The record is from RefSeq and is a predicted model, not a curated record. The transcript has 2 exons. Lineage: Eukaryota; Fungi; Ascomycota; Sordariomycetes; Glomerellales; Plectosphaerellaceae.
GAAGCGCGCUCAAGGGGACGAGAUUAUGUUUACUGAAACAUAAGAAGACGGCACUGGUAUGCGAACAGGCGGUUGGAUCAUCGCAACCCCCGGCUUGGCCUGGUCCAUCAUUCUCCCGGUUCGGAGAUCCAUGAUUCGAGUGGCUUUCGCAGAUCAAGGCUCUGAGCAACCAGCAAGUCUCGGGGAAUGGAAGAGCAAGAUGGCCGUAGUGACCCGGAGGCGGACCCGACUUUACCAAGAAAGAAAAUACUCGACCGAGUUUUAGUCGCUGAACAGCCCGAGAUGCAUACAUGUAUGCACCACGAACCAAGGACCAAAGACCAAAGACCAAUGACCGAGGGAGGACCCCUGUCGUCCUAUUCUGCCUGCAACCCACCCUCC